AUGCUGGGGGGCAAUCCCUGGGAGGAGAACAGAAGCCUGUGGGGGGAGAGGGAGUCCCUGGGGGCACAGAGGGGUCACGCACGCGCCCCACGCGGGGAGCAGCCGCCGCCGCGUCCUGGAGCAGAGCGCGAGUCGGUCCGGGCCGGCCUCGUGCUGCUGCCUCAGUCCCCCCGUCACCCUGGCCUGGCUCAGCCUCUUCCCGCUGCCCCGUGCAGGGUCCUCCCGCCAGCCUGGCCACCCGGACUGACACGGUCUCGCCGUUCCCUGUGGCUGCGACACGCGGAGCGGAGGGCCUCUCAGGAAGAGCUGAAAGCUGCUUAUCGCCGACUAUGUAUGUUGUACCAUCCUGACAAGCACAGAGACCCAGAGCUCAAAACACAAGCUGAACAACUAUUUAACCUUGUACACCAGGCUUAUGAAGUGCUUAGUGAUCCACAGACAAGAGCCAUUUAUGACAUAUAUGGGAAGAGAGGACUGGAAAUGGAAGGAUGGGAGGUUGUGGAGAGGAGAAGAACUCCGGCUGAAAUUAGAGAAGAAUUUGAACGUUUGCAGAGAGAGAGGGAAGAAAGGAGACUUCAGCAGAGAACUAACCCCAAGGGCACCAUUAGUGUGGGAAUAGAUGCCACUGACCUCUUCGAUCGUUAUGAUGAAGAAUAUGAAGAUGUGCCAGGGAGCAGCUUUCCCCAGAUUGAAAUUAACAAAAUGCACAUAUCCCAGUCCAUCGAGGCUCCACUGACUGCCACAGACACAGCGAUACUCUCUGGUAGCCUCUCUACCCAGAAUGGGAAUGGAGGCGGAUCGAUUAACUUUGCUCUUAGACGGGUGACCUCAGCCAAGGGAUGGGGAGAGUUAGAAUUUGGAGCUGGAGACCUUCAGGGACCUCUGUUUGGGCUGAAGAUAUUUCGUAAUCUUACACCAAGAUGCUUCAUCACCACGAACUGUGCGCUGCAGUUUUCCUCCCGCGGGAUCCGACCAGGCCUCACCACUGUCCUGGCGCGGAACCUGGACAAGAACACGAUGGGCUAUUUACAGUGGCGAUGGGGCAUCCAGUCAGCCAUGAACACGAGCAUCGUCCGGGACACCAAAACCAGCCACUUCACCGUGGCCUUGCAGCUCGGAAUCCCCCACUCCUUCGUGAUGGUCAGUUACCAGCAUAAGUUUCAGGAUGAGGAUCAAACCCGAGUCAAAGGUUCGCUCAAGGCAGGUUUCUUUGGGACCAUAGUGGAAUACGGAGCAGAGAGGAAGAUUUCCAGACACAGUAUUCUAGGAGCCGCUGUCAGUGUUGGUGUUCCUCAGGGAGUGUCUCUGAAAAUCAAGCUGAACCGGGCCAGCCAGACCUACUUCUUCCCUGUCCAUCUGACGGAUCAGCUGCUCCCCAGCGCGGUGUUCUACGCCACCGUGGGACCCCUCAUUGUCUACUUCGCCAUGCACAGGCUAAUCAUCAAACCCUACCUCAGGGCACAAAAGGAGAAAGAGCUGGAGAAACAAAGGGAAAGCUCAGCCAGUGACGUGCUGCAGAAGAAGCAGGAGGCAGAAGCUGCAGUGCGGCUAAUGCAGGAGUCUGUCCGGAGGAUAAUUGAGGCAGAGGAAGCCAGGAUGGGUUUGAUUGUCGUGAAUGCCUGGUAUGGGAAGUUUGUCAAUGACAACAGCAGGAAGAAUGAGAAGGUGAAGGUCAUAGAUGUGACUGUGCCCCUGCAGUGCUUAGUGAAGGACUCAAAGCUUAUCCUCACAGAGGCCUCCAAGGUCGGGCUGCCAGGGUUCUAUGACCCAUGUGUGGGCGAAGAGAAGAGUUUGAAGGUGCUGUAUCAGUUUCGGGGAGUUCUACACCAGGUGAUGUCUGCUGACAGUGAGGCCCUUAGGAUACCAAAGCAAUCUCACAGGAUUGAUGCAGAUGGCUAACCUGGUGAGAAAACAGGGAGGCACGUAUGGUACCUGAAUCAACAGAAGCUGCAAAACCUCCCCCCCGGAUUCUACAAGUUUGAAAGAGAAACAGAGAUGUUUUUAUUUUUAUGAUCCAUAUAGAAGGCGGUGUCAUACCAAUUAUGCGAAGGGAUAACGUGAGAGAACCUGCUUUUACAGGUACCUCCAAGGCAAUACUGCCCUGGAUUAUGGAUUGGCAACCAAUAGAAACAUGGCUGAGAACAUACUGCAUGCCCACCACCUGCCUGGGAGGUGUGAUGGGUAGAGCCCCAGCUGCCAUGUACCCAAGCCCUUCCUGCUGUGUGUUAACUGCAGCUCAUUUGUCCAGUCUUCUCUUACUCUCAGCAAGAUGGGAAUUGGAGACGGACUCUUCACUCUCACUUUCCCUUAAGAUCACAGGGUUGGGGUUAAGUUCUCCUGAACUGAGAACAAAUGGCUGUUUUAACCCUGUCUGCUCCUAGGGGGAAAGUGAAGUUUGUGGCCACUUCUCAGAAUCCAUUCGAUCAAUCCUGUUACUGGACAGAGGAUGUGGUGUUCAUCCCACUUGUUUAUUUAAAAUGGUCUUUUUGUUUAAGGACAAGUAUGUUUGGAAUGAAGUUCUCUGCUUUUCCUAAUCACGUGGACCUUUUUCAGCAUUUGUCCCAAGCACUAUUACUGCUCCAGAGUAAUUGGAUUAUAACCACUCUCUUGGUCAAAAUAAUUUUGCUGCUCCUCACCCAGGACUGCAUUUUAAGUCUUUUGGGGGGUAAAGUGAAUUAGAUUAACUGAACAGUUCUGUGCCUGCUGCUGCAACUCUUCCCAUCUGAUUUUAUACUGGGAAAACAGGGAAAUGAAGUUGAUACAAGUAAGCCAGACCAAAGUGUAGGUAUGUGCCAAAUAUGAGGAAGAACUGAAAACUUCAAAACAGUGACUGCCACCAAUCCUAGUGGCUAGAUUCCCUGAACAGCUUUCACAUACAAACCCUGCUUGAUUUACCUUAUGUCCAGAACAGUGCACUUGCUCUAUCAGCAUAGCUGAAAGUAGCAGGACUGCUGGAAAGAGCACUGUUAAGUCUCUGGGAUCGUAGUACUUUUAGAUAUGUAUAUAAAAGGGAGAAUGGUGGCUGUUAGGCAGGCACUGAAAUGUAGUUCUACUCUUAGCCAGUCCUGGGGGAGGGGAAGCCUCAUCAUUUAUAUGCGAGAGAUUUAGGAAGAAGCAUCUACUGGCAGAGGCAUUGUUGCUUCUCGAGUUAAUAACUUCCUGACACGCACCUUGGCCCCUUUUGUCUGCAGUGUAACUGCUGUCCUGUUCACUUAUAUCAGUGCUGUCUCCCCCUCGCAAGCAUGACAUCACAUCAGGGAAUUUCAUUUGCAAUAGUCCUUGUUCAAGAGCAGGUUUAUCACAGCUAUUAUAGGAAAGCUGAUAAUUAACUUGCCCCUACUUGCUCCUACAAUCAAGUGCUGCUUCCCAUUUUUUAUCAGAAAAAUCUAAUCUUUUUAUGUGUGAACGGCGCCUGUUCUAGGAAUGCAUUUCAUUCACUACCAUUUCACAGUGUUUUUUGAUCUGAAGCUAAGUGUCAACUGUGCAAUAAAUUUUGUGUUGAAUCAAUUUUCAGUUGAAAAUUGCCCAGUGUUUCCUUUGCUACAGAUGGAUCUUCCACAUAUCGAUUACUUCAUCUCAUUUAGUUGGUGGAAGAGAAAACACUGUGUUGUCAUAAUAAACCUUCUUUGAAAGUUGUG
Molecule: messenger RNA, 3638 nt
Organism: Pelodiscus sinensis (Chinese soft-shelled turtle)
Lineage: Eukaryota; Metazoa; Chordata; Testudines; Trionychidae
Source: RefSeq, a predicted model, not a curated record